Bolinopsis microptera is the source of this 1904-nucleotide messenger RNA. RefSeq lists its product as uncharacterized. NCBI's taxonomy places the organism in Eukaryota, Metazoa, Ctenophora, Tentaculata, Lobata, Bolinopsidae. The coding region runs from base 8 to 1393 and encodes 461 amino acids. The record is from RefSeq and is a predicted model, not a curated record. Gene Ontology annotation, molecular function: protein binding. The transcript has 3 exons.
CUUAGUGAUGAUCCCCAAAGUAAAAGUUCCUGCCAACUUUGGUAGAGAAUUUAUCAACUCCCCAGUACAUGGUAACCUGGUGCUGAAUCUGAAAGAUGGAUCAGUGUUGAGGGUAAACUCGGUCAUAAUGUCCCUCAAUAGUCCGGUUAUUAGAAACAUCACCACCAAUCUUUGUCAGUCUUCCCUUGAGAUGGAUGACUUUAGUGUUGAAGCAGUACAUUGUUUUGUGGAUGCAAUGUACUCUGGUGAAGCUGAAAACAUGGAUAGAGAUAAUUUCGAAGAUGUUAAUAAGAUGGCUUAUGUUUUUGACGUGAGUUGGCUGAGUAAGACGAGUCUUAACUUCUUCAAAACAAAUGUUCUAAACUUUAAGAACAAUUCAUAUGAGGAGAUUUUGUUUGCCUGUGAGAUUGCAAGUCGUGCAUACUUCAACUUGAAACAGAGCAAGUUUGUGGGGCUAUUUGUCAGAAAUUUGACAUCCAGGAACAUAGGCAAAAGUGUAUUUCUACGGAAAUACAUGUCCAACUUUGCUGAGCUGUCAAAGCGUCAGAUAGACAUGUCAAUACAAAUAGCCGGGAGAGAAUUGAACAUUCUGUUUGAUUGUUUAGUGAGUUAUCUCACGUUUGGGUUGAAGUACACAGGAUUUGAUGAGAACUCUCUGUAUUUAUUCAAACAAGUAGAUAUGAGACUAUUUCAGCAAAGAUAUCCGGACCAGUUUGUUGAAGUAGUAGACCUGAUGACUGAACUGUCGGGAGGAUCUGAGAGUGGUAAAGUAAAAGAGUUGGUAGAAAAGGUGGUCAAGUUGAGGAGUGAAGGUGUAGCUGGUGGUUCUGAUGAGGUGCUAGAAGACAGUCAAUGUAGUGGAGAUUCAAAAGAUAGUGAUGAUGAAGAUGUACAGGAGAGUUGCAAAGACGUUGCUAUACAAACUGAUGAGUUUAAAACAGGUUGGAUGCAGAUUGUAAGUGGCAAAUUCUACCCUUUGUUACCAGACGAACCAGUACAGUUCAUAACAACAGAUAAUGAGUUACAGAAAGAUAUUGCUGUGUAUUAUAAUCUACCUGUAGAGGGUUGUACUGAUGAGAAGUGGUUUGGUAUGAUAUGUGAGAAUAAAGACACCAGUCUGUGGAGUUAUUGCAUUGCGGGAUGUACUGUACUUAGUUACAAUACACAGUACUUAGACAGUGUUCCACCUGACAAAGUAAAACACUGGAUUAUAACUAAAACUUGUACCCACCUAAAGGUUGUGUGUAACAAUGUGACAGUACUCAAUUUUAACUUUGCUACCGACUACUCACCAGGUUAUAAGACUGAUCACCAGAUAUGGUUGAGAAGGUGUACAGCUGUAAGAUUUAGAACAAAUUGCAAACAUGUACUUCUCUUAAAAGAGGUUGAUUGAGCCCUCGAUAGAACUCUUUUUUAAUGUUCUGUAUUUUACAUGCUAUUAUAUCUUGAUUGGAAGAAACGUCCCCUUUUUAGUCAUUUAUUAAUAUUAAAAAUGAUUUCCAAAAAUUAAAGACGUGUUAAUUGUAACCAGCUUGUGGAAUUUUAUACAGUAAUAUUAUAUAUUUUGUACCCAUUUUAUUGUAUUAUGGUUUUACUGUCGUAGCGUCUGAUUAAUACUAGAAUUUUUAAAUCAUCUAUAAUUAUUAAUCAUUCAUGUAAUUACCAUUGUUUAAUUACAUCACCAUUGUUUAAGUACAUCACUCCGCAGUCUAUGACCCGUUGAGAAAUUAAUUUACCGGUUUUACCUAUUAUUCAGGAUGUUGAACCUCCCGGAGCACAUUUGUCUAUUCCUCGUUGACACCAUCUCCUUUGUCUCUGUCUGUGUUAUUUUCCUGGCCCUCAAAAGCUCAUCUUCUCUCCCGGUUUAUUCCGUGGAGUUUGUAAGAGAUGAUGCUAAUUACAUG